Molecule: messenger RNA, 1411 nt
Organism: Lolium rigidum
Lineage: Eukaryota; Viridiplantae; Streptophyta; Magnoliopsida; Poales; Poaceae
Product: (+)-neomenthol dehydrogenase-like
Exons: 5
Coding region: 226-1179 (317 amino acids)
Cellular component (GO): membrane
Source: RefSeq, a predicted model, not a curated record
UGGCCCUUUGCGGCGCAGAUCGUCGGCGGGCACUGGCGCCGGCGAGACAACCCCAGCAAGGUGUCAAGGCAAAAUUCGUAAAAUAUUACUACUGAGUACCACCACUACAGGUUAGUGCUAAUCUGGAGGGGAAUCACCCACCAACCCCCCACUCCCACCACACGCGGCUUUCCUCAGUUCCUCUCGAUCGGGUCUCGCCGUUUCCGUUCGUCACCGGGCACUCGCAUGGAGAAUCCAGCGGACGGAACCUCCACCUCCGCCGACAACGCGAAGCAGGCUUCGCACAGACUUGCAGUGGUCACUGGUGGAAACAAGGGAGUCGGCCUGGAGGUGUGCCGCCAGCUUGCUGUCAAAGGUGUAACAGUCAUCCUAACAGCAAGAGACGAGAAGAGAGGGAAGGAUGCCCUCGAGUCCAUUCGCCGUGAGUCUGACCUCUCUAACAUAGUCUUCCACCAGCUUGAUGUCCAGGACGUCAACAGUGUUACCUCCUUAGCGCGAUACGUCGAAAGCAGUUACGGAAAGCUUGACAUUUUGGUUAACAAUGCAGCAGUUAUAGGAGUUGCAGCAGACGAGGAAGGCCUGAAAGCUCUGAACAUUGAUGCAGAGACAUGGACAUCUGGCAGAGCAGCCAGUCUGCUCAAAGAUGUGUUCCAGAACACCUAUGAUGUGACAAUGAAUUGUCUCAACACAAAUUACUAUGGAUGCAAACGGGUAACAGAAGCUCUCCUUCCUCUACUGAAACUUUCCACAUCGGGAGGAAGGAUCGUCAAUGUAUCCUCCCUUGCAUCGGAGUUAAAGAGAAUGCCGAGCGAGAAGCUACGGAACGACCUGAGCAACAUUGAGAUCUGGGAUGAGGCGCGAAUCGAGGCGCUGCUGAAGACCUUCGUGGAAGAUGUGAAGGAGGGACGGCUGGAAGAGGCGGGUUGGCCGACGAUGCUGCCUGCUUACAGCAUGUCGAAGAUGGUAAUCAACCUCUACACGAGGAUCCUAGCGAGGCGGCACCCGGAGAUGCGCGUCAACUGCGUGCGCCCCGGUUUCGUGAAGACGGACAUCAACUGGAACCUUGGGACCCUGACGCCUGAACAGGGCGCCAGGGGCCCGGUCAUGCUGUCCCUGCUCUCUCGAGAAGGCCCGACCGGGUGCUACUUUGAUCAGACAGAGUUGGUGAAUGUUUGGUAAUCUGAUUGCCCUCGGCUUGUCAGGAACUACGUUACGGUAAGUUUGUCUCUUCCUGACUCAUGCCUAAGACCAACGGCCAGGACAAGUUCUGGUUCUUGUAUUUUUGACAUAAAUAAAGAGUUCAGGCGCAGCUAUGGUUCUGCAUAGUUACCAGAUACCGCUUGACGAAAGAAUAGGAGCCGAUAGAAUCUUAGUGUGUUCAAAGUAACACAGUUUAUUAGACGUUAAUCGG